Molecule: messenger RNA, 1581 nt
Organism: Xyrauchen texanus (razorback sucker)
Lineage: Eukaryota; Metazoa; Chordata; Actinopteri; Cypriniformes; Catostomidae
Product: cysteine and glycine-rich protein 1-like
Exons: 7
Coding region: 40-729 (229 amino acids)
Biological process (GO): muscle tissue development; sarcomere organization
Cellular component (GO): nucleus; Z disc; cytoplasm
Molecular function (GO): structural constituent of muscle; actinin binding
Source: RefSeq, a predicted model, not a curated record
CAUACUCACAUACCUACUAGAAAACAUCACUUCAGCUGAAUGGAGUUCAGUGGUGAUGCUAAUCAAGAACAGUGGAAGGAACAUUUUGGAAGGGAACAGAUAUACAUGCCAAGCAGUAAAGUUCAAGCUGUACACCGGAAUCAGAGCAAGAUGCCUCUUGGUGGAGGAAACAAAUGUGGCUGCUGUCAGAAAACAGUGUACUUUGCAGAGGAAGUGCAGUGUGAAGGGAAGAGCUUCCACAGAUCCUGCUUCCUGUGCAUGGUGUGCAGAAAAAAUCUAGACAGCACUACUGUGGCCGUCCAUGAGGAUGAGAUCUACUGCAAGGCUUGUUAUGGUAAAAAAUAUGGGCCCAAAGGCUAUGGCUACGGCGCUGGUGCAGGGACUCUGAGCAUGGACAAAGGAGAGGUGCUUGGUAUUAAAGUUGAAGAGCCUCAGUCACACCGGCCAACCAACAACCCCAACACAUCCAAGUUUGCUCAAACGUUUGGUGGCUCUGAUGCUUGUCCGCGAUGUCGUAAGGCUGUCUAUGCGGCUGAGAAAGUCAUAGGGGCAGGAAGUGCUUGGCACAAGGGUUGUUUUCGAUGUGCUAAGUGUGGCAAGGGGCUGGAGUCCACAACUUUGGCCGACAAGGAUGGCGAAAUCUAUUGCAAAGGUUGCUAUGCCAAAAACUUUGGGCCGAAGGGUUUUGGAUACGGUCAAGGAGCUGGAGCAUUGUCACACACUCAAUAGAUACAAAAACACAACUUACCCCACAUCCCUUAUUCAUGAGCAUCUGUAUAAGCAGCUGAACACCUCCUCCUUGUGUGCAUGUGCAGGGGGCGAGUGAGUGCAUGCCAUUGUCUUCAAACAGGAAACUGGUGUCAGUCAAAAAGGAAACCUGAGCCCAGAUGCUUUAGUCUCAGUCAUAAAUGAGACGACACAUUCCGCAUCCCAAAAACACAAUUUCAUUGUCUUGAACCCAUAAACAUCUAUUCUUAAAUCUAGAACAUUACCAAACACUUGUAAGAACAUCAACUAUGUAAAGAAAGCAUGGGAUUAACCCUUUAUCUACUCACCUGUGGUGAUCACACAGAUUUCAUGGAAUUUGAGCUGUAUGGUAAUAUCACUGUUCCUCACUCUGAGGUACUGACUGUUCCGUAUAAUGGAUCAACAUACCAGUUUACUUGAUUCAUGCUUGUUUGAGCUUAAUCACUGUAAAUAAUGUUCCCUUUUGCUCUAUUCAAAGCAUGUAAGAUUCACAUUCCUUGGUUUAAGAUGCACUAUAGCUAAAGUGGCCCCAUAGAAUUAAGACACGUCAGAAUUUCAUUGCCUUAGAUAACAAAACAUGAAAUCAAGUGGGAUUUAAGAGAGAUAGCACAUUGUUCAAGCAGAACAUUUCAUAAACAGUGGUUUGGUUGGUUUUCAAUAAUCAUAAUAAAAAAAUACAUACUUUUUAUUUGUUUGAGGCAUGCCAUUUGGUUUGAUAUAUUACUAUAGAAUGUGUGGCUUAAAUGGAUAGUUCACCCAAAACAUUUUAUUUUCUCAUAAUUUACUCACCCUCAUGCCAUUCCAGAUGUGUAUGAAUUUCUUUCUUCCUCAGAA